UUGUGAUCAAGUUCAGAAACCCUCAGCUCUGCUUUCUACAAAACUAUAUUUUUUUCUGUUUCGCCGUACGAUCGACGACGACGUGCUUGUGUUUUUAUCACAAAAGAUUAAAAACAAAAAAUAAUUAAAAGAAUUAUUUAAGAAAAGUUUAUAAACCAUGUCAUCGAGUGUGAUCGAUCUAUUCCCCACCACAAUCAACACGGCCAGCAAGGCCUUCCGCUAUCAACACAUCAUGCCGGCGCCAUCGCCCACUUCCAAUCAGAAUCAGAACCAAAACAGUCCGGCUCAGAUCAAGACCCGGAAGUACACGCCACGCGGCAUGGCUCUGGCAUCGGCCGGAUCCUCGCCGGCGCCCUACAACGUCGACCAGUCACAGUCCGUCCAGCGGCGGAAUGCCCGGGAAAGGAAUCGCGUCAAGCAGGUGAACAACAGCUUCGCCCGGCUGAGGCAGCACAUCCCCCAGUCCAUCAUCGCCGACCUGACCAAGGGCGGUGGCCGGGGUCCGCACAAGAAGAUCUCCAAGGUGGACACUCUGAGGAUCGCCGUGGAGUACAUACGCCGGCUGCAGGACCUGGUGGACGAUCUGAACGGAGGCCCGAGCGUCAGCCAGACGGUGACCCAACUGCAGCUCUGCCUAGACGAGUCGAGCAGCCACAGCUCCGGUAGCAGCUCCUGCAGCUCUUCCGGUCACAACCUUUACUAUCCAGCGAAUCCUGCCGUCAAUCCCCUCCAGCAACAGCAGCAGUUGCAGCGCCAGCAGUUCCCCCACCAGCCACUGACAGCCAUCUCUCUGAACAGCAAUGUGGCGGCCAGCAAUAAUGCGACAACAACUCCUGUGGGCAUCACCGCCACAUCCUGCCACUCGCCCACCUCCUCCUUCAACUCCAGCAUGUCCUUCGACUCGGGCACCUACGAGGCAGCCCCCCAGCAGUUGGGCUCUCACCUGGACAUUGAUCUGGACACGGAAACCCACUCGCACUCGCACUCCCAUUCCCAGCUGCAAAUGAAAUUCGAGCCGUACGAACACUUUCAACUGGACGAGGAGGACUGCACCCCGGAUGACGAGGAGAUCCUCGACUACAUCUCCCUGUGGCAGGAGCAGUGAUCCUCCUGCCCAUGUCCUGUUCUCUUCUAGUCAAUGUUGAGUUGAACCAAGUGCCUCAAAUUGUAAAUAAUCACUCUCAGCCUUACACGAUCAUCCUAGAAAAUAUUCCAUUUUUUUUUGUCGUCAACUUUAUUUUAAGAGAAUUUUUUUGAAUAGUUUAAGACCACGA
Molecule: messenger RNA, 1274 nt
Organism: Drosophila bipectinata
Lineage: Eukaryota; Metazoa; Arthropoda; Insecta; Diptera; Drosophilidae
Gene: sc
Product: achaete-scute family bHLH transcription factor scute
Biological process (GO): developmental process; regulation of transcription by RNA polymerase II
Molecular function (GO): RNA polymerase II transcription regulatory region sequence-specific DNA binding; DNA-binding transcription factor activity, RNA polymerase II-specific; protein dimerization activity
Source: RefSeq, a predicted model, not a curated record